AAAAUAUUAUAAAGUUUGUGACAUUUAAGUAACUACAAAUCAUUUUAACGAGAAACAGAAUAUAUCUGUUAAUAAAAAGAAACAAAUAACAAUGAGCGACGUUGAAAAAGCUCCUGCAGAAGGCGGAGACGACAAGGACGCGGCCGCAACCGAAAAAUCCGAAGCUGCUGCAGAAGAAAAACCAUCCGCAGCAAAAGACACCGCCGAAGAAGAUGAUCAAGCACCGACACCAGCACCUCCACCGCCAACACCGACCAACGAGCCGGAAACGCCAGAAAUAAAAGACAAAGAGCCUGAAGAAAUGACGAGUAAAAUAGAAGUAUCGUUCAUAGACGUUAUGGAGGACUCGCAAGUAACGCUAAAUGUAGACAAGAAGAAAAAAUCGGAUAAAGAAGACGAGGAAGGCGAAGAUGAAGAGGGAGGAGACGAUGUCGAAAUAGAAGAGGCGGGAGUCGAAGCGGACGUUGAAGAUGAAUCCAGCUCUGACGAAAGCUCUGAGGAAAAGGAGGAAGAGGAAGGAAAGGCGGCUGAAGCAGGAGACAAGAAGCCUGUCGAUUUAAAACAACAAAAAAAGGAUGAAUUAUCGUCAUCAGAGGAAGAACCCGAAGUAGAAUCUUCCGAAGAAGAAAUAGAAGAAGUAGAUCAAUGGGAACUCGAUCAAUUACUUUCAGGACCCGUCUUGGCCCCAGAUAGCACCUUGCCAUUGAAUAUUAUGGAAUUUUACUAUUCCUUUGGGUUUAAUUGCAGAAAGAAAUAUAAUUUGGAAGUGUUGGAUGACACCACGCUAAUUUUCGCUUCUGGAAACUAUUUAAACUUUUUUAAUUUGGAAACCAGAGAAUUAACUUUUAGAAGAACAGCAUUGGGAGGUGGCGUUGGUCACAUAAAGAAAAAUCCGAAUCCAGAAUACAAACAUUUUUCAGUGGCAGAGUGCGGAAAGAGACCUAUUAUAAUUUUAUAUAAAUGGCCUGAUUUUAGUGUUGAUUGUAUUCUUAGAGGUGGAGCUAAAAGGCUCUACUCUUGCUUGGACUACAGUCCAGAUGGAGAACUAUUGGUUUCUCAAAGUGGAGAGCCCGAUUUCAUGUUGACUGUAUGGAAUUGGAAAAAACACACGAUAUUACUGAGAAACAAAUCUUACAUCAACGACGUUUACAAAGUUAUGUUUUCGCCUUAUCUCGCUGGACACAUAACAACCGCAGGUGUUGCUCAUAUUAAAUUCUGGAAAAUGGCGCAAACUUUUACCGGCUUGAAAUUACAAGGGGAACUAGGAAGGUUCGGAAAAACCGAGUAUUCCGAUAUUCUAGGUGUGAUGUCAAUGCCAGAUGAGAAGGUAAUAUCCGGCAGUGAUUGGGGCAACAUUUUGAUUUGGGACGGCGGUUUGAUAGCCUUGGAAGUUUUGAGAACAGGCAGAAGACCCUGUCACGACGGUCCCAUCGUUCAAUUCUACUUCGAAGAAGAGGAACUGUGGACGGUAUCGUUGGAUGGACACGUUAAAAUUUGGUGGUACGAAAAAAUAGACACUGCUGAUCCCUCCGACGAAGAUCCUACGAUUCUACUCGAUCCUUCUUAUGAUUUUUACACGCCUGGAAUGUCUUUAGUUUCUAUAGUAAGGCGAAGAGAAAACGAGAGCUUGUUUAUAGCGCAGGACGGCAACGGGGGCAUCUGGCAAAUUGAUCUUAAUACAGUGGAUACUCCAACGGAAUCCAUUCAAUACUAUAAAUGCCACGCCGGGAAAAUCGUCGAUAUUGCCCCGUGUUCGUUCGGGCCAUACUUGGCGAGUUUGGGAAAAGAAGGACAGAUAUUUAUCUACAAUUAUUUGACCAAGAAGUUUCUGUACAAUUACCAGUUUCCAUCGAAUGCACAUGCAAUGGUGUGGCCUUCAACAACGAUUAUCCCUUCAGGAGAUAUUAUAAUUGGCGGAUUUGCUGAUGGACAAGUGCGAGUGGUUUGUUUGUAUAUUCCUAACCUAUCAAAAGGAGGAAAUGAGAAUGAUAUAUCUAUAACAUUAACACAGGUAAUAAAAACUCACACGAAGCCUGUCACAGCAGUGACCAUUAACGCUACAGGAAAUAUCGUUGUAAGCGGAAGCGACGACGCCACCAUUUUCAUAUACAAAGUGAACAACAAGGAACUAAACAACUUUCUGAUUCCCAUUGGUUUCCUGCCUGCUCCUGACUCUAUUACUUACAUGACCUGGAAUCCCAAAGAGGUAACUACAAUAUUAGUUGGAUGUAUACAAGGACAAAUGAUGGAAGUCUUGCUACCGAUCGACAUCGAAGAAGACACCUUCGUGAGUUACGAGUUGAAGAAACCGCAGCCAAAAUAUCUGAACUUCCUGUCCUAUAAAUCUCAAAUUAAAAGAGAUAUUCACUUAGGGAAAGUGGCCAGACACAAGGAAAGGAAGAGGCAACGAAAAUUACUGGAAAUGGUAAAAUUGCAGGCUGAAAAUCCGGGGAUGGAAAUUGAUGAGGACCUCUUUUUGGCUGAUUCUUCGGAUGAGGAAGAUUUGGAACCAUUGUAUAUUCCUCCUAAGCAAAGAAUUUUCUGGCUGCAAUAUACAGAUGACGAUACAAUUUGGGUUUCGAUGAGUGGGUACGAUGCCGGAUACAUUUAUGAAUAUUCCAUGGGACAAGAAGAACCAGCUGUACCGUUAAGAUGCACCCUUAUUGACGGUGCUGCUGAUACGGAAAUCUUCAGUUUUGCGUACGAUUCCCAGCGAAAUUACUUAAUGUUUGGAAUGGAAAACGGCAGUAUACGUGUGAACAAAAUAAACAAAGACAAUUGGCGAAAUCUAUCAGAUUAUUGGAUUCUCACGAUGCACGACAAUCAAUACAGUUACGUGCCGAAAAUGUGCUUCAGCUACGACGAAACGAUUUUCUUCAGCUGCGGUUACGACGGUAAUAUUUUCGCAUCGUAUUUUAACCACGAAUCCUACGAGGCCCCGCCGUUCGUCGAGCCCACAGUUCGUCAAGAGAUUCCCAUCAAAGUUCCCGACGUGGAUACAGACAUUAAAAACAGCUUGGAAGAAAUCAAAUACAAAGCUGAACAGGAUCGAAUCAACAAAUCGACCAAUGCUCACAAAGCGAGAGUUAGAGAGCAAAUUAAGGAGUUGAAGGACCGCUAUUUGAAAAUUCUAAAUCGAAAUAGCAAACUCCUACCCACGCAAAUCAUCCCUAGGGAAGACCUGGAACCCGACAAAAGAAUCUUGGAUUACGUUACUCAGAUGUUCGAUAAUAACAUAGUUGUGGUUAGGAAGAAGGCGGAUUACGAAUUGCAAAAAUCCGAAGUACUUAUGAAGAAACUCUUGAGAUACUUUACAGAUCCUGCCGAUAGGCUUCCUAUAAUCGUAAGAGGGAUAAAUAAACCUGAAUUGAUGAUGAUCAGCCUGAGGCAACGGUUGUUGUCCCCCAUGUUCCACGAAAUGAUGAAGUUGUGCGUUGAAAAACUCGAAGAGGAAAGAAUCAAAGGCAGGCCAGUGGAAAGAGCUCGCGAGCCUCCUAAACCGCCUCCCCUUAAAAUAGCCAAAUCAGUGCCAUUGGAAUAUUUUCUAUUGAGUUUGACGCCAUCUCAAAGACAACGAAAAAUGGGACCCAAACUAACGAGAAUGCUUCAGAAAUACAGAAUCAGAAGAGACAAGUGGGAACGACGUCAGGAAGAAUGGGAGGAAUUUUUGUCGAAAAAACCCGAUCCCAUGAAAAAUCACCCAGAAGAUGAAAAGUUUCUAGCCGAAGCCCUGCUAAAUAUCGGUGAUUAUAAACUCAAAGAAGCGGACGAUUAUAAAGCACCACCAGAAGAAAGAGAUACUACUGUUAAAAAAUACAAGCAAGUAUUAGAUACGCGACAAAAGCAAUUCGACUUAAGACACGCUCUAAUUGAGAAGGCUUAUCAAAUGCGAACAUUCAAAUAUGAAGUCAUAGCUCGCUUGAAGAAAUACGAAAACACUUUGAAGAAAAUACACGAGGAACUACCCGAGGAGCUACAUCAAUUCGGACCCGAAGUUCCUGAUGUGGAUCCCGAGGAAUUUCCCGAAGAAAAAUUGAGACCGGUCUUCGAUUUACCCGAAGAAAUCGACGAACUUCUAGAAGAGCAGGCUAGAUUGCCUCAUGUUCCUGAACCUACGCCUGAGGAUAAAAUCAGACAGAUAUUACCGGAGAGAGAGACAUACCCAGUAGAAGAAGGCGGCGUGUUCUUCUCAAAUUUCGAACCCGCCGAUCUUGCUGAUACUAUAGACGCUGAUUUGAAAGAUAUACUUAGAAGAUACAGCGACGAACGUACAGACAACCCAUUAGAAGCUGAAUUGAGAGCAAGAACUCUAACAAAGAAAUUGUUCAUACAGAGAACGACCAUCAUUAAAAUGAACGAAGAAAUCGACGGAUUCAACAGCAUACUGGAAGAAGCCAAAGACAUAGUUCCCACUCAACUGCAAGGCCUCUUCAUUGACUUGUACAUCUUGACCCUCAACCAGGAACUUAACAUACUGAAGAAAAUGGAAGACGGCGAGCAAACGUUGAUGACGAAAUGCAGCAAAAGCUUGCGGCUGGUGCACAACUUCGAGGACUACAUAGAUAUCGAGAAAAACAAAAAAAUCGAAAUCGAAAACGCCUUCGAGAAUAACUUCCUCGAAGAAUCGAAGAUUCAGGAGAAGUUCAAGCACGUUGCUGAGAACGAUAAGUUUUACGAUUUCUUGAGGAGAGUGUUCAGAAAGAAGUACAGACCGGCGAAAGUCACAACGGAUUCCGACAGCGAAUCCGAAUCCUCUUCCUCCAGUUCCGAAGAGUCAGUGGAAGAUGACGAUGCCAGCAGUAUCGAUUCCAAAGACUUAGGAAUUAUUAAACAAGAUGUGAACGUUUGUCCUAAAGGAUGUGAAGUUGCGAUAUUUAAUUUAACCGUGGAAUUACGUGGACAAAGACAUGAGAUAGAACAGAACAACAGGGAAUUAACCAGACAGCUCGAGAUUACAAACAAAAAUAUUGAUCUGGCCAGUAAAAAACUUCAUAUGCUCACAAACUAUCUCCAGAACAACUUACACGAUUUAGAAGUUUAUCAGAAAGAACGUCAGGAUUUAUUGAAUCAAAUAAAAUGCACUGUCGUUCUUAAUCUGGACCAAAUACAAAACUACAAUCCGGAAACCGACGAAAUUUCCAAUUUUUUGGUAUUCUCCAAAUCGAAACUAAGCCAAUUAUACAAGAGAGUCGGCGUUUUGGAAUACGAGAAUUUACAACAAAAAACCAAAUACGAAACCUACUUGAAACAUCUGACGCGAAUGAAACGAGACAUAACGUACAUGGACAAAAAAAUCAAGCACCUCCUGAGGAAGAUCCAGCUGUCGAUGUACGAAAAAUUCGGCAAGUCGGUCGAGCUGAAGGAGCUCGAAGAAGCCCUGGCGAAGAAAACCUUCAACAAAACGUACAUAAACGAAUUGGAAGAGGUCAUUUUGAAGAAGCUCGUCUACGAGAUUCGCGUCAAAAACACCAACGUCAAGGAAGUGUACGGAGCGCAAAUACAACAUAUCAACCAAAAAAUUCGCAACGCCCAAGACGCUCUCAUCAGGUGCGUGAAGGAAAACACCAAUCGCCUGGAGCUGCUGCAGGUGAUCAACAAGGAGAAGAAGGAAUUGGUCAAAGUGAUAUCGACGCAGCCGAAGCGACGGGAGCAAUUGGAGAAAGUGUUUCAAACCACUUCCGAAUACGAAAAGGACGUGAAGAAAUUGGAGACGAUCUUGGAAAAUCAGAACAGGACGCUGUUCGAACUCAAAGCCGAAAUCAAAAUGUUAAAAUCGAAAGGAAUGCCGCCGAAGGAAAAUUACGACGAAAUGAGAAAAAAGGAGGAAGAACUGGAGAAGCAGAAGAAAUUCAAAGAGGAUUCCGAAAACGAUUGGCCCGAAGAAGUCGAAAAUUAUAUAAAACAGCACGAAGACGAAUUGACUAGCGUGGAAUCGGUAGUAGAAGAAGAAGAAGAGAAAGUAAUCGAAGUGAUAGAAGCGAUGGACGAAAAAGAGGAACCACAGGUAGUUUUGCUGCAUGAAAGUACUUCACCUGAAUUUUAUUUAACGGAGAGCGAAGACAUCGUUAUGGACAUGCUGGACAAACUGAUGAGCGGUUUGAAAUUAAAAUCGCAGGUCGAAAUCGACAAGGCGAAUAUCGUAAAGAACAUAAUGCACAGCAUCAUGAAUUGCGUGUCGGUGAGCGAAAUCGUCAAGGAAAUUAUCGAGAAUCUUCCGUUCGACGUCACGCCCAAGCAAACAAGUAUCAUCGAAAAGUCGGCGGAGAAAAUUCAAGUGGUGCAAAGUCCCGAUAUGAGCGAAAUGAACAUUUUGAAGUACGCCAAGGACCUUCUGGAAGAAACGCUUGAGGAAAUACUGAGCACGAAAGCGGAUCCUUAUGAUAAUUUAAUGAAGUUAUUGGAGGAACUCGUGAGUACAGUACCGAAGGAAUUUUUGCUCGACGACCGAUCCAUCGAUUCAGUGGUUGACAAGGUUAAGAUAUACAUACAUAUUCAUGAGGUAGUGAUUGAUAUAUGGGUGGAGAAAGUAGAAAGUAUCGAAAGUCCUCUCAAAGAUGACGUAAUCGAAUUCCUAAAUAUCAUAUUAGAAAGAGUAUAUGGCACUGGAGUCGACUACUUUUAUAUCAUUAAUAAAAGAAAAGGGUAGAAUUUUGUUUAUGAUUUUUUAUACAUUUUUAUUGUAAUAAAUUUUUGCACGUUAUUUUUUUAUUUAAAAUUAAUGUUGUAUUACAGCAAUUUCA
This is a messenger RNA of Phyllotreta striolata, 6740 nucleotides long. Lineage: Eukaryota; Metazoa; Arthropoda; Insecta; Coleoptera; Chrysomelidae. The record is from the annotation of a GenBank genome assembly.